Molecule: messenger RNA, 689 nt
Organism: Caenorhabditis auriculariae
Lineage: Eukaryota; Metazoa; Nematoda; Chromadorea; Rhabditida; Rhabditidae
Source: the annotation of a GenBank genome assembly
AUGAACGCUUUUAUCAAUGUUAGUUGAAUAAUAAGAAAAAAAAACUAAAAUCGGAAAAAUAAUUUAAGGAGACUCAAAGAAGCGCCAAUUUGCUUCCAGUCAACCUUCCUCAUGUCCUAACGAGAAAUGUCGUUUUGAACGGCUACGAAAUUCCCAAAGGAACUGGAGUUUUGGCACAACUUAGUACUGUUAUGUUCGACGAAAAGGUCAGUAAAGAAAAUAUGUUUUAGUUUGAAGUAUCAAAUAUGAGUAGAGUAAGGAUAGAGAAAAGUAUGGAAACAUACUUCAUGGUGCAAAGAUUUUCACAAAAAGACGUGUAGGAUAAAAAUUUGAUGUUUCCGGUUUUUCUCUAGCGUUUCUUGUAGAACCUAGAGAACAUAGAGAAAAUAGAAAUAUUCAGACAUAUAGGAAUUUCGAAAUUCAAAUUAUUGAAGUGAGGAUUGAAACACAUGGAAAUUUUGGAGUACCCAGAGCAACAGAGAAAUUAGAGUUCAUCCUCGAGUUUUCUCAAAAAUACAGCUUUUUGCAACCUUUUUCCUGUUCCAGGUGUUCCCAGAACCGCAUAAGUUCAAUCCGAAGCGGUUCAUUGAAGAUAACGGACAAUUGAAAAAGGUAUUUUCAUUGAAAAAAAAAAGCUUAAAACUUCAUUUUUGAGGUCGACGAGUUGAUCCCAUUCUCAAUUGGAAAAC